AUGCAAAGCCACGGAGACCUCAACAACUCUCAUGCUGCACGAGCGCGGGUCGACUUCGCCCCGGAUCCUGCUUUUAGUGGUCGGUCGUUUGCCAUUUCCAAAGAUGCCGACGAACCGGAUAUUCGUCGGCGCUACCGCCCGUUCUUGCUGGACGAGGCAGACGAGAGCAGCGACUGGGUUGCGCAGCUAGAGUUGAGCACCGCCCUGAAAAUGGUCGAGUCCGAAAUCAUCAGCCGGGGGCAGCCUAGAUUGCGCAUACUCGUGCUCUACGGCAGCAUCAGGAACCGCUCAUUUUCCCGCCUACUAUCCUACGAGUGCUCUAGAAUCUUGUUCCGUCUUGGCUGCGAUGUCCGCGUGUACGACCCUCAGGGCCUGCCACAAAAGGAUGAUGUGCAGCACACGCAUCCCAAAGUACAGGAACUCCGAGAGCUCAGCAAGUGGAGCGACGGCCACGUCUGGAUUAGCCCCGAGCAGCACGGAAAUCUGACUGGAAUUUUCAAGCAGCAGAUCGAUUGGAUUCCACUAUCGUCUGGCUCGGUGCGCCCGACGCAGGGCCGGACCCUGGCGAUCGCCCAGGUCAGCGGAGGAUCGCAGUCCUUCAACGCUGUCAACUCUCUGCGGAUCCUGGGCCGCUGGAUGCGAAUGUUUGCCAUUCCGAAUCAGAGCUCUGUCCCAAAGGCUUACACCCAGUUUACCUCGGAAGCCGAGGGCAGCCGCAUGAUACCCAGCUCCAACCGCGACCGCAUCGUCGACUGCAUGGAAGAGUUGGUCAAAUACACCCUCGUGGUGCGCCCGCAUUUCGACCUGUUCGGUGAUCGCUUCAGCGAGCGUGAGGAGCGAAGAGUAAAGCUCGAGGCAGAGCGGAACGCUGCUCAUACAUAG
Pyricularia oryzae 70-15 is the source of this 882-nucleotide messenger RNA. RefSeq lists its product as uncharacterized. Gene Ontology annotation, molecular function: oxidoreductase activity. The transcript is spliced from 3 exons. NCBI's taxonomy places the organism in Eukaryota, Fungi, Ascomycota, Sordariomycetes, Magnaporthales, Pyriculariaceae. Bases 1 to 882 code for a protein of 293 amino acids. The record is from RefSeq and is a predicted model, not a curated record.